Molecule: messenger RNA, 942 nt
Organism: Hirsutella rhossiliensis
Lineage: Eukaryota; Fungi; Ascomycota; Sordariomycetes; Hypocreales; Ophiocordycipitaceae
Product: OST3 / OST6 family, transporter family domain-containing protein
Exons: 5
Coding region: 1-942 (313 amino acids)
Cellular component (GO): oligosaccharyltransferase complex
Source: RefSeq, a predicted model, not a curated record
AUGCGCUUCCUCUCGAUUGUCGCUUCGGCGUGCGCGCUCGUGGCGGGCGCCGUGGCCGCGCAAAAGUCUCCGGAGCAGCGCUUCCUCGACUUCCACGGCCGCUUUCAGGCCGCCGCCGCCCCUGUUGGCCUCGACGAUGCCUCGUACAAGGCCCUUACCUCGGCGCCCCGCGACUACAGCGUUGCCGUUCUCCUCACUGCCCUCGGUCCCCGCUUCGGCUGCCAGCUCUGCCGCGAGUUCCAUCCCGAGUGGGAUCUCAUCGGCCGCAGCUGGGCGAAGGGCGACAAGGCCGGCGAGUCUCGCAUGCUCUUUGGCACUCUCGACUUUGCCGACGGCAGGGACUCGUUUCUCUCGCUGGGCCUCCAAACUGCCCCCGUCCUCCUCUUUUUCCCUCCCACCCAGGGACCGCACGCCGCGGCCUCCCGUGACCCUGUCCGCUACGAUUUCACGAGCGGCCCACCGGCUGCCGAGCAGCGCCCCGUCAACUACCUGCGCUGGGCCUCUGCCAUUACUUUCCUUUUGGGCAUUGGCACGCUGGCCAUGACGGCGGGUCCAUACCUGCUGCCCAUCAUCCAGAACCGCAACCUUUGGGCGGCUGGCACUAUGAUUGCCAUUCUGCUCUUCGUGAGCGGUCACAUGUUCAACCACAUCCGCAAGGUGCCCUACGUGGCAGGAGAUGGCAAAGGUGGCAUCACCUACUUUGCCAGCGGUUUUCAAACCCAGCUUGGGCUGGAGACUCAGAUCAUUGCAGCCAUCUAUGGCUUGCUCACGUUCUGUACCAUUGCGCUCGUGACCCGCAUCGCACGCAUGACCAACCCGCAGUCGCAGCUCGUCGCUGCCCUCGCAUGGCUCGUCAUCAUGUUUGUGGCCAACAGCUUCCUUCUCAGCAUCUUCCGCAUCAAGAACAGCGGCUAUCCCUUCUCCCUUCCCCCGUUCAUGUGA